GCGCUGCCCUGUACACGCCGCUCCUGCAAGCUGAACCAGGCGGAUACACUGAUGGCUCGUAUUUCUGUUGACUUUCACAUUAUGUUGUUGGCUGUCGCGGUGUGUCUCGCCUCACUUGGCCUCUCUCCAUCCCCUGGCCGUCUGUAUGAACGGACUGACUCAAGGUAAAUGUCCGGAGUGUGAAAUCAGCAGAUCCGUACCCGCCUGAUUGGUGCAGGCGGUGAAGGCUCUUUAAAACCUCCAUCUCUGCCUGACUGAGAGUCGACUGGAAAUGAACACUGGUCUCCUGGGUGAAAGUCCAGUUUUUGAGCCAGCUGUCAACCACCUCCUUACUCUGACUUUUCUGAGCUCUCUGGCUGGUCUCGCUGCACUACUAUGACACUGAGCUCUUGAAGGUUUUGCUUUUUUUGUUUGAAUUCACCAAUUCUCUUGAAGCCCACUUGAUUCCUCGAUGGGUUCCCGCAGCCAAGGCUUCUUCCACCACCACCACCACCAUCGUAGCUCCAUGGUGCCCACCGCGGUGCCGAGGCUUCUGGCAGAGAACGGCAGCCUGCUGGGGGGCAUCGCACAAAUCACCCCCAAUCUCUUUCUCAGCAGAGGGAACGUGGCAUCCAACCGCAGCCUGCUGUUGUCCAAAGGCAUCACCUGUGUGGUCAAUGCAACCAUCGAGCUCCCCAACUUCAACUGGCCUCACAUGGAGUAUGUAAAGGUCCCUUUGGCGGAUAUGCCCCACUCCCCCAUCUCCUUGUACUUCGACAGUGUGGCAGAUAAGAUCCACAGCGUUGGACGGAAACGAGGGGCAGUGCUGGUGCACUGUGCAGCGGGGGUGAGCCGCUCAGCCUCAUUGUGUCUGGCGUACCUCAUGAAGUAUCACCGUGUGUCUCUGGCCGAAGCCCACGCCUGGGUCAAAGCUCGCCGCCCUGUCAUCCGGCCCAACGGCGGGUUCUGGCGCCAGCUCAUCGAGUAUGAGAGGAAGCUGUUUGGUAGGAACUCUGUUAAGAUGGUGCAGACGCCCUACGGGGUCAUACCUGAUGUUUAUGAGAGGGACCGCAGAUGCCUGGCUCCGUACUGGGGCCUGUGAGAGAUCCACAGUGAGGGAUCGAGGAGGAAAGCGAAGAUGAGCCCUCUUGCCCUUCUGGACUGCAGGUUCAUGCGUGUUCAGGACAGGCGAAGUGAGACACGUGUGAGUGUACAUCUGUGUGAAGCUUAUUUAAUGAAUACUGGUGCGACAGAGGGAGUCAAACCAAACACUGGUUGUUGAUGGUGCUGCUGUUCGUCCAACCAGUUGCCUCCAUUUAGUCUUUGAGCGGGAGUGAGGCGACUUCAGGCCCAGAAUCCUUAAGACCAGAGGAUCGAUUGGGACCACACUGAUGUCAGACACCAAAACAAGAUGAAGCGCUCAGUGUGGAAGUCGGUGCUGUCUAUCUCCUGGUCUGGUUCUAGUUCCAGGGAGAGGACGAGCACUCUGUGAUGGUGUUAGCUGAGAAUCCCCAGCUCUGACAGCAAUGUAACUGAAGCCCUUUCCCUGACGUGAUGUCAUGUGGUGGUAUUGUGCCAGUUUUGCAGUAGUCUUUAGUGUGAGGGCAGCAGCAUGCUCUCAAUUUAUGGUAGCAUUUAAGAUAAGUGUACAGAAAAAAAUAUAUAGAGAAAAAUUAUUUUAUUGGAAUGUACUAAUAGUGAGGAAAUGCUUAUGGCACACUUUAACUGAACAUUUAAAGAUGUUAUUAUAGCUACCUUUUUUAAGGUAAAAAUCUAGAAGAUAUAAGCUAAAAGUCAAGGAUUAGGGAAAGUUCCUGUGUACCACAGGGUUGACUGUUCCAUCCUUUGACCACACUAUGUUAUUGUAGUGCUAUUUGAUGCUGUAUUAAAAAAAUAUUUGUCACCUCAA
Molecule: messenger RNA, 1888 nt
Organism: Micropterus dolomieu (smallmouth bass)
Lineage: Eukaryota; Metazoa; Chordata; Actinopteri; Centrarchiformes; Centrarchidae
Gene: dusp14
Product: dual specificity phosphatase 14
Exons: 3
Coding region: 452-1081 (209 amino acids)
Biological process (GO): protein dephosphorylation
Cellular component (GO): cytoplasm
Molecular function (GO): MAP kinase tyrosine/serine/threonine phosphatase activity
Source: RefSeq, a predicted model, not a curated record